Enhydra lutris kenyoni (northern sea otter) is the source of this 1971-nucleotide messenger RNA. Its product is annotated as prickle planar cell polarity protein 3. Lineage: Eukaryota; Metazoa; Chordata; Mammalia; Carnivora; Mustelidae. Gene Ontology annotation, molecular function: zinc ion binding. The record is from RefSeq and is a predicted model, not a curated record. The transcript is spliced from 9 exons. Bases 4 to 1854 code for a protein of 616 amino acids.
GCCAUGUUCGCGCGUGGGUCCCGGAGGCGACGCUCCGGGCGCGCGCCUCCAGAGGCGGAGGACCCAGACCGCGGCCAGCCCUGCAACUCCUGCAGGGAGCAGUGCCCCGGCUUCCUGCUGCAUGGAUGGAGAAAGAUCUGUCAGCACUGCAAAUGCCCGAGGGAGGAGCACGCGGUGCACACGGUGCCUGUGGACCUGGAGCGCAUCAUGUGUCGGCUAAUCUCAGACUUCCAGCGCCACUCCAUCUCCGAUGAUGACUCAGGCUGUGCCUCGGAGGAGUAUGCCUGGGUGCCCCCUGGUCUCAAGCCAGAGCAGGUAUACCAAUUUUUCAGCUGCCUCCCAGAGGAUAAGGUUCCCUACGUCAACAGUCCCGGGGAAAAAUACAGGAUCAAGCAGCUGCUGCACCAGCUGCCCCCACACGACAGUGAGGCACAGUACUGCACCGCACUGGAGGAGGAGGAGAAGAAAGAGCUCAGAGCCUUCAGCCAGCAGCGGAAGCGGGAGAACCUGGGCCGUGGCACCGUGCGCAUCUUCCCUGUGACCAUCACUGGGGCCAUCUGUGAGGAGUGUGGGAAGCAGAUCGGAGGUGGUGACAUCGCUGUGUUUGCCAGCCGAGCAGGCCUGGGUGCCUGCUGGCACCCACAGUGUUUCGUGUGCUCCACGUGCCGCGAGCUGCUGGUGGACCUCAUCUACUUCUACCAUGCCGGCAAAGUCUACUGCGGCCGCCACCACGCAGAGCGCCUGCGCCCGCGUUGCCAAGCCUGUGACGAGAUCAUCUUCUCCCCUGAGUGCACCGAGGCCGAGGGCCGGCACUGGCACAUGGGGCACUUCUGCUGCUUCGAGUGCGAAGCCUCGCUGGGAGGGCAGCGCUACGUCAUGCGUCAGAGCCGCCCCCACUGCUGCGCCUGCUACGAGGCCCGCCACGCUGAGUACUGUGAUGGCUGUGGGGAGCACAUUGGCCUGGACCAGGGUCAGAUGGCUUAUGAGGGCCAGCACUGGCACGCCUCAGACCGCUGCUUCUGCUGUAGUCGCUGCGGGCGAGCUCUCCUGGGCCGCCCCUUCCUGCCACGCCGUGGCCUGAUCUUCUGCUCGAGAGCCUGCAGCCUGGGGUCCGAGCCCACAGCUUCCGGGACGGGCCGCCAGAGCUGGAGCGCGGGCACAGUCUCCACACCUCUUGCAGCAUCCACAGCCUCUUUCUCCACUGUGGAGGCAUCGGAGACCACCACCAAAGGGACCAGCACGGAGCCAGAGCCCGUUGCAGGCCCUGAGGAGCCCACCCACUUUCUGAGAGGGGCCCCCCACCGCCACUCCAUGCCAGAGCUGGGGCUCCGCAGCCCCCCAGAGCCGCCCCCAGGACUCCCCAGCCAGCCUGAUCCGAGCCCAGAAGAUGGUGCCUUUGGUCGCCAGAGCACCCCUCGCGUCAGCUUCCGUGAUCCUCUGGUGUCUGAGGGAGGCCCUCGGCGGACCCUGAGUGCACCCCCAGCACAACGUCGCAGGCCUCGUAGUCCCCCACCCAGAGGCCCCACCCAUCGUCGCCGCCGCCGCAGCCACCACCACCAUCAUCAUCAUCACCGCCGCCACUCAGGCAGACAUCGCCACCACCAGUGUGAUUUGGGAUCAGGGUCGGACUCAGGAUCUUGCUCCAGCUCACCUUCUAGCCCCAGCUCUGAGUCCUCAGAGGAGGAUGGCUUCUUCCUAGGGGAACGCAUCCCCCUGCCCCGGCAUCUUUGCAGGCCCGGGCCUGCUCAGGACAAUGCAACUGGAACCCCCAAAUCCCCAUCUCCACAGCUCCCCAGGAGCUCUCGCCCAGGGAUGCCUCGCCAGGCCAGAGACAAGAACUGCAUCGUGGCUUGAAGGCAGUGUAGUCCUGGAGAGUUCUGUUCUCCCGUCAGUGGAGAUGAUCCCGUCUCCCAGCCCAAGCCAUACAUCCCCUUCCUCCUUCAUCUGUUUGUGUUAAUGAAGUAAUUUAAU